This is a messenger RNA of Gryllus bimaculatus (two-spotted cricket), 8486 nucleotides long. Lineage: Eukaryota; Metazoa; Arthropoda; Insecta; Orthoptera; Gryllidae. The record is from the annotation of a GenBank genome assembly.
GCACUUAUGAUACAUAUCGAUUCAUCCCGUCCUGUACAAGCGCGUUUCUCUGCUUCCCGCUAAACGCCUGCUAAACGCUUCUGUCUCUGAUAGUGUGUUGCACAGGUCCAAGCGUCAGCGCCUUAAAAAUGGUUGUUUGUUGAUGUGUACUAUCGUUAGUUUAAAGUUUUUCGAAUUUUUGUUUAGUCAAUUGAUGUUGUGGUGUUCGACAAGUGCAAAAUGGACUGCACUCAGGUUCUUGAGAGCGACGAACUCAAUGACUCUCUGGCAUAUAAAUACAAAGUAAAGGUUGCAGAACUCAAAGUGAAUGAUAAUCUCUACCCAAUUUUCAGUGGCAGCAAUCGUAUUGGUCGAGAUCCAGAAUUCUGUUCUGUUGUUUUCAAUAAUAUGACUCUGUCAAAAGAGCAUGCAGUAAUAGAAGUGGAGGACCGGUUUUCACAUCUAAUUUAUGACCUGGGCAGUAAAAAUAAAACCAGGGUUGGAAAGACAAUCCUGAAACCUCACAUUCGCUAUCAACUCCUUGACAAAUCACAAAUCCUCUUGGGUGAUCUGUCAGCAGAGUAUUUUAUUAUUCCCGAGGAACAAGAAAAUAAACCAUUUGCAGUGAUUCAGGAAUCAGAUGAUGAAGUAAUCCCAGACACACCUGUGCAGAUGAAGUCGAGGGAGUCCAAGGAGUCUUCUAGUAGUAGAGAGGAGUCACCUACAAUUUUCGAAAUGGAGACACAGCUUGGAUAUAUUGAACCAUGCGUGAAGACAGUGCAAGACCCAGGAGUGCCUGAAGGUAACCUUGUUGAGGGCUCGCAUCCUGAAGGGAAUGAAAACAAAGAGUCUUCCACUGCAGGUGCAUCAAAUUCGACGGAUACAGCUGCAACAAGUGGCUCUGAAGUGAAUAUUUGUGAAAGCAAUGUUACGGAGACUACAGCAGAGGUAAACCACUCCAGUGAUGGGGAUGAAACUGACCCAGAGGAUGUCUUUUUUGCCAUGACCCAAAAGAGAGAUGUGAGCUUACUUGAUUCAAGUGAUGCAGAGAGAACUAGUGAACUUAAAGAAACUGUGGAAAACGGGCAGCCAAAAGAAACACAUCAAAUAGUGGAUAACAGCAGUAGUGUUAAUAAGACAACAGAAGACUCUGUGGAUAACACCAGACAGCAAAGCACCGAAAAAGCAAUAGAGUUACCAUGUUCGUCAGCAGACAGUGAGGAUGAUGUUUCAAGAGGAGCUAAUCAGAUUGUGGUUCCAGAAGAGAAAAAGAUUCGGAGAGAAGGAGAGGAAAACAAUGAAGAGAAGGCUUCUUUGGAGAAAGAGGUCCAUCCAGAGGCGACCCAUAUCACUGAUUCUGUUGAAAGAAGUGGUGAAGGCAGUACUACAUUUAAAACGGUGAUGAAAGAGCAUAGUGAAGAAAAUGAAAAUAAGCAUUUAUUCAAGCAGCCCUUACCAGAUAAUAAAGAACAGAAAAAGACUGAAAAGACUGCACAAGUUAUCCUUUCAGUUGAUGAGGAGAUGCCAGGAGAGAGAAUAGAGACUGUGGAUUUGAAUUCGGAAGAAGACGAUUCCUUUUUUAAUGCAGCUACGCAAGUUCUUCAACCUGAAAGUCAAGUGUCGGAAGUGUUAAAAACUCCAUUGAUUGAUGCAGCUACAAAACAAGAAACUAAUUUGCCUCUUGAAGGGAAUGAGCCUUGUAACACCAGAGAAACAAAUGAGGAAUCUAGAGACCAAGAGUGUGACAGUGAAAUUAUUUGUGAUGCCCCAGUUCAAGCUAUUCAGUUGGAAAACAGAGAAAAUUCUUCUGGUGCUAAACUGGAAGUCAAAGAGCAAGUUCUAAGUGCACCUGAAGAUAAAUUGAGUACUUGUAAUAAAGAUGAUGAAGGAGAUUCAGAUUCCACUACUGAUGAUGAGAGUUCCUUUUUUAAUGCACCUACACAAAUUGUUCAUACUGAAAACGAACACACGGAUUCUAGACCUUCACCAGGAGUUGAACUGGGAAAACCAACAUGCAGUAGUGUUGCUCCAGAUAAGUUGAAAACGAGUGGGAAAGAUGAGCAAGAGAAAGAAGAAAUAAUGGAGGCAGAUGACAAAGUAAAAAAAGCAGAUGAUUUUAUUUUCACGGCCCCGACUCAAGUUCUUCAAGUUAAAAGGAAAGAAGGUAAUAUAUCAUCAGAAAAGGAUAUUGAGCCUCAUGCUGAACAGAAUAGUUCGACUGGAUCUAGUAUUGAAGGGUGUAGUGAGAAUGAUUCCAUUUUUGAUGCACCAACUCAAUUAGUAAUUCAUUCAGAAAAUUUGCAGGAGGACUCAUUAAAAUCAUCAGGAAUUGAGAAGCAACCUGAAAAGAAAGAAGCUGACCAGCAACAAAGAGCCGAUGUCUCUGAUUCAGAAACAGAUAAAAAUGAUUCAAUCUAUGAAGCAGAAACUCAGGUGUUUCAUUUAGGAAGUGAAUCCCCAGUGACUUUUACGACAUCAACACCUGCAAAGAAGAAAAGUGUAACGUUUGUAGAUGACUGUGACAGAGACCAAAGUGUUGAGAGACAAGUGUCUUCAGAGGAUCAUCCCAAACCAGAAGGUACCACUUCAAGGAACGAGAAUGAAACUGUUUUUGAUGGCGCAACCAAAGUUGUGGAACCUGGAAGUGUAGGAAGUUCAUCUUCAAAAGAACCAAGUGAAAAACCAAAACCAUUAAAUGAUGUUCCAGCAGAAGAAAAUGAAAAGCGUAUGUCUGAAUGUGGAAAAAAUAACAACCAAGAGGGUAGUUCUUCUGAAUCAAAGUUUCCGAAUAGUCCUCAGAUUCAUCCAUUGGAUGACAGUGAUGAUUCCAUUUUCUCUGCUCCAACCCAAAUUAUUUCUAGGCCAAGUCAUUUGCAUGAUGCAACGUCUCCAAGAGCAAGCACAUCAGGAAAGCUUCAUUCUUCUAGCUUAGGUACUGAAGUGGUUCCAGAAGCAGACUUGCAAAUUGCUAAGAACAAUGAGGAAAAAACAAGUUCUGAAGAAAAUGUUUGUGAUGCUAGUAGAAAGGAAGAAGAAGAAGACGACACACAUAAUGACUCUUUCUUUGAAGCUGCCACUCAGCUGUACACGUCUUCUGCACUGUCUCAGGUGGACAAUUCUGAUGUGGCUGAUGAUAAAGCAAACCAAUCUUUAAGUAGAUCUUCAAGCUACAGCUCAAUUCAUGAAGCUCCUACCCAGUGCAUGGACGAUCUUGUGUUAGCGCUCGAUUCUGAUAAUGUCAAAGAAAGCGUUGAGAAAAGUGGGCAGACAGAGGAAACUCAGAAGAAAACACAAGUUGCAGAAGGAACCUCAGCUGAAGAACCAUUGCAAGUACAUGAAGCUGCCACUGCUGGUGCUGUGACUUCCCUUGCAGAUGAAAGUUUAGAUUUGGUCCUUCCAUCCUCUCAAGAGUUAAAGGAAGUAGGUCAAGAAUUCUAUGGGUGUGCUUCUGAUGAUGAGAAGCCAUCUACGUCCAAUGAGGUGUCGAGUCCUGUUAUUCAGAAACGAACUCGCAGUAUUCCAUUUAAAAAGGGCAUUCUAAUGGCAAAAAGUUUGGAUUCGAUAAAAUCAACUGUUGCAUCUGGUUCUGGGGACAACAGUUCUGAUAACAAAGCACAACCAGAUAUUGAAUCUACGAAACUGGGUAAAUUGCCAAAAGACAAAAAUGGCCUAAAGAAAACUGCUGGUAAAAAGAAAGCUAUGGCAGCAAAAGGGAAAGAUAAAAGUAAAAAAAUUACAGAGUAUUUGGAGUCAAAUAACUCUAGAGAUAAGAGUGCUGAAAAGGAGGACAAGUAUGAGGAAAACAAAGCAGCAAGUGAUGAAAAUGAGAAAGGGAGACCAUCAAGACAACGCAAACCGACUUGGAAAGCAAGAGAAAGUACAGAGGAAGGGCUCCUUACCCCAAUUCAGAAAACAAAAAAAGGUGACACUAAGGAGCAGUCUAUUUCCAAAGUUUCACCUGGCUCAAGUAAACAAACUAAGAAGCUUGUUUCGUCUCUGCCUAAGGAUGAGAACAUUGCGAAGGAGGAUCAAAAUAGAAAAGAAACCUCAAAGCUACCCACUAAAAUGAAUACUGAAUCUUGUGUGAAUUCAGAAUCUAAACCAGAAAAUAAUGUAGAACAAAAAAAGAGUGAAAAUUUGGAUAUGGGUUCAGACAAUCAGAGAAACAUUCAUGUACAUUCACUGUCAUCUCCGCAAAGUGAAGAUGAAAAAACAACUGUGAAAAAAGGUGUGAAAUCUAAGCGAUCCUUGGAGGUAAUUAAAUCAAAAACAAUAGGGCUUAAUACUUCAUCAAGCCCAGAAAGUUGUUCUUCUGACAGGAGGGCAGAAACAUCAGCUGAUUCUAGUUCUUCCAAAAGGCGGAGAACACUCUUGCCCAUGUCUGAUAGUGACCAAGAUGUCAAAAUUGCAGUUGAUGAAUCUAGAAAAGGGACUAAUGUGCCAUCUUUAAGUGUGGAACCAAAAGCAGAGGAAGGUACAACUCGCAGCAGAAGAAAACCUAUUAAUAUUUCUGACAAGUCAAAUGAAGCAAAGCACGAAGUUAGUCCUUUGGGUGGAAGUCUUCAAAAAGAAGAAGCCAAUCAAAAUAAAAGAGGUAGGCCUAAACGAUCAACAACAGUUGUUGAUAUGCUUAUGUCUGGGACUAAGUCCGUUUCUAAACCUGCACUUGGUAAGACCCAUCAUGAUAGCAGUGCUGAUGUUGACAGGCAGGAAAAUGAAGGUGUGCCUUCAUCCAGUAUCGAAGACAAAAGUGUGAAUGUUGGAAAAAGAGGUAGACCAAGGCAUACGACUACACCGAACAGUGCAUCCAGUUCAGACGCGGAGGUAAAGUCUGGGAAAAAAGUAUUUCCUUCAGGAGACAAACAAACAGAAAGCAAAGUUCAGGGCAAAGAUGACAAAAGUAGAAACAUUCCUUUUAACAGGUCAAAACGAUCUGCAACUAAUAGCACAUCAAGUUCUGAAGUUGAGAUAAUAUCUGAAAAAACUAAAGAGUAUUCUUUAGAGAAAGAAAAGGAAAAUAGUGUAUCCCCUAGUGAUAAACUUGAUGUCAAAAAAAGGGGAAGGCCGAAACGAAGUGUAGCAUCUAGGGGAUCAAGUGUUGAGAUAGAGUUGAAGCCGAUGAUACACAACAAAAGAACGCAAAAUUCUGACAUAUGUGAUACUCCAACAAAAGAGAGGAAAAUUAGUGUUGCUGUUUCAAGUAGUGAACAGGAUGAAAAAGUAGAUGCAGGCAAGAGAGGUAGAGCAAAAAGAUCGGCAAAGAAAGCUUUUGGUUUAGACAAAGAAAUUAAUGCUUCAGAUAGUACAGCCCCAGUUCAGAGGUUACAAGGGUCUGAUAUUUGUGAUACUCCAAGAAAGCAGAGAAGAAAUCAUGUGCCUUCUUUGGAAAGCGAUGAUGUUGAAUUGGUGGAGACAAACAGGAGAGGCCGCUCAAAAAGAUCUGCCACACCAAGUGUUUCUUCAGAGAGAGAAACUUGUGCGUCUUCUUUGGAAAGCAGUGAAGUUGAAAUUGUGGAGGAGCACAAAAGAGGCCGCUCAAAGAGAAUAGUGAAAAAGGGUGUUCCCUCGGAAAAGGAAACUGGUGCAUCUUCUUUGCAAAGUGAUACUGUUGAAAUUAUAGAAACAAACAAAAGAAGCCAUUCAAAAAAGUCUGCAUCACCAAGAGUUCCUUUGAAGAGAGAGAGCGGUGCAUCUUUGGGAAGUGGUGAAGUUGAAAUUAUAGGAACUAACGAGAGAGGCCGUUCAAAAAAAGCUGCUGUACCAAAUGUGCCUUUGGAUUCUAAGGAGGAACUGACACCCAUUACCAAGGUAAAAUCUGAUAAAAUUGCAAAUCCUACGAGUCCACCCUUGGCUAAACAGAGAAGAACUAUCGUUCGGUCUGGAAACAGGACUCCCAACAAAGCAAAUGAUGCUUCAGAACCAAAACUGUCUAGGGGUAGGAAGAAGGGUGUGAAUGUGGUUGCAUCGGAUGAAGAUCAGUCUAUGUGCGGGUCACCUUCUUACGGGUCAACUGGAAGGAAAAGGAAAGUGCUGUCACAAGCAAGCAGCACUGAGGUUCUUUCUUCCUCUUUACUCCUGAAUGCCUGGGAUUCUAUACUUAACUAUUCCACCCACAAUCAGGGUGAGGGCACACCCAAACGGUCAUCCCGAAUCAAGCAUCAUGCUGAAUAUCACAUAAUGUUUACUGGUGUCGGUUGCUCUGGAGCUGAUGAAGCAGCCAUAAAAAAAUUAGGAGGAAAAGUAGUUCAGGAGCCAGAGGAAUGUACAAUUUUAAUAACGGAUAAAAUCCGACGAACAUUCAAAUUUUUAUGCAUCAUGGGGCAUGGGAAACCAAUUGUUACUCCAGAUUGGAUAAAGCAGUCACAUUUGUCAGGCAGCUUUUUGGAUCCUUGGAAUUUUAUUGUGAAAGAUAAGGAAGCAGAAAAAAAGUUCAAGUUUCAAUUGCAGAAGUCUCUGAAAGAAGCUUCUGCCAAAAAGCUCUUAGAUGGCUAUUCUGUUUUUGCAACACCAUCUGUGAAACCUCCCCCUACAGAAAUGAAAGGAGUCAUGGAAGCAAUAGAGCAGCCAGGUUAUGAAGGCCUCGCAAAUGGGGAAGACCCAAUUGCUAUUUCACCAGAUGAAGGUUGUGGAGACUUUGUUUUGGUGAACUUUACCACUGAGAAAAGCCAUGAUGACAGGUUCAAGGAAGAAAAUACUCUUUCUGCCGGGUUUUUAAGAGAGUUGGAAGAGAAGAGAUGCAUAUAUUUACCCUUAGUCAGAAGACAUUUCAUCUUUCCACGUUCAGGAUGCAUUGUGGAAAAUUGUGGUGGACAAUUCCUUACAAAAGAUCCUAGUCCAGGUAAAUGGCCUGAAAAGAGUUUCAUAAUUUCUGCUGUUGAUGACAAAAAGCUGUGCAACAAAUUCAAGAAAUCAUCUGUUCCCAUUGUCAGUGUGGAAAUUCUCUUAACAGGCAUCCUACAACAAAAACUGAACAUCAGUGAUUAUAUUUUAAAAUUGUAGUUGCAGUAUUCUGUUUAAGUGUGUGUAUGCGUGUGUAUGUAUAUGUAUGUAUGUAUGUGUAUGUAUGUAUGUGGGUGCGAGUUUUAAGCCAAAAUUUAUCCUCAAUAUUGAGAUACAAAGUUUCAGUAAUCAUCAAUGUUCUUAGAACAUAUUUACUCAGAUAAAUCAUAGAACAUACGGAUUUGCUCAAUUCUGUUCUUUUUUUAAAAAUUUUAUUUUUAUUUUAUGUCUUUUAUAUAAUUUGUUGUGAUUAUGCUUAUGACCUCAUUGAAUGUUAGCUUUCUUUAAAAAGUAGAUCUUUAUAGAACAUAGAAUAAGAGAGAUGUGGAAAUAUUUUCUAUGAUGUAGUAUGCAAGAUGUGUACAUACAAUAUAUGUAAAAUAAAUUAUGAAUUUUUAGUGAUUUUUGUACAUACAGGAUAUAUACAAUUGAGUCAUUAUAGCAAGAUUUGAAGUGAAAUUAUACAAGAAAAGUCUGACAUGUUUUAUGUGUAGUAAGAAAGAGUAGUGAGAUAUCUCUACCAAUUGUGUGUAGUGUAUGUUUGAAAAGCAUUUUUGUUAUUUACUGCAACUGUGACAUAACUCAAAAUUUUUUAGUAGUUGCACUUCUGUUUUAUACAUAAACUAGAAAUUUUGAACCCAUCUGAAAAACAAGCCCUUUGUUUUUGUUAUUUCUCUAUUGCAGUAAAUUAGUGAUAUGAUUCCCAAGGUUUCUUCCCUUUCAAACUUGAAUGCAAGGCAACCUUUUGUGAAGUCGAUGCACUAAUUUUGACUUAUUUAUAUGCCAGGAGCACUAUGAAGUUGUGUCCUCUUCAAAGAUAACAGGGUGUUUAUAACUGAAGGAAAAAGAGCUUACUUAAAGGAUAAAAUAUAUUUGCAGUGAGAAUUUUAUUUACAUAAUCAGUGUAGCAAUUAAAUAGUAAACAAACUGAAAAUUAUUGAUGGACAACUGCUUUUAUGUUCCAGUAAAAGAAUUAUUGAUGAAAGAAAGUGAAGAAAAAGUCACUGGGUAGUUUUUCUUUUGUUUUCAUCUUCAUUUAUCACCUGUAUAUUUUGAAAUACAAACCAAUUCUUGUGAGGAUCCUUGUUCUUAUUAAUCAUUGUGAUUAAUGUUCCCAACAACUUUUUAAUUUCUGUAGCAAUGCUAAAAGUAUAACAUAACAGGAAGAAGAGGAGUUUCUGUUGUCAUCUGCGAUUUUGUCUCCUUUGCUCAAUCUUGAAACUAAUCAUCUCAUGCUUCAGAAACUGCAAAAUGUCAAAAACAUGGUUCUCAAAGGCUAUGAAAGAUUAAUGAAGAAACUUUCAUAAGAAGUUUAUAACUAGAUUAAUGUUGAAAUAUUAACAAAUGUAAAACUGUAUUUACUCGCUAACAAUUUGGAAUAUGUAUUACAAUUUUCUGGAAAAAUUUAUUUAAAAUGUUUGCAUAUGGUAAAUGAUGGUAAUACCUUGAUAAGGACACAGCUUUAGAAUUGCUUCGAUAAAAUAAUUAAUAGAUUGAAGUAUAUUGUA